CAAAAAUUACAAGUUGCAUAAAUUUGCUGAAAAAAAGGAUUUUGAAAUGUUAUAAUUGGGAUAAUUUUACAACACUUCAUUACGCCCGAAACCCAAUUGUCAAUUCUAGGGAAAUUUUUCCGUUUUAAUUGCCUUCACUGUCACUUUGACAUUGAAUUGUUUGGUUUUGACAAUAAUAAAGAAUUGUUUUUAUGUUUAAUAAGUUGAAAGUAUAGCGAAUUUCUGUGUUUUUGUAUUAUUGAAAUCAAAAGUUUAUAUAAAAAAAUGACAGAUCCAGAUGACGAAUUAUGUCCCCCUCCAACUGAAGAUGAUGAAUUGACUUUGCCAAGAGCAAGUAUCAACAAAAUUAUCAAAGAACUUGUACCGUCUGUGCGUGUUGCCAAUGAGAGCCGGGAACUUAUACUUAACUGUUGCACGGAAUUUAUACACUUAAUAUCAUCUGAAGCAAAUGAAGUGUGUAAUCAGCGUCAUAAAAAAACAAUUAACGCUGAACACGUACUAGAAGCGUUGGAUCGCUUGGGCUUUAAUGACUAUAAACAAGAAGCGGAAGCUGUUCUCAUCGAUUGCAAAGAAGUUGCAGCGAAGCGCCGACGCCAAAGCACGCGCUUAGAAAAUCUAGGCAUACCUGAAGAGGAGCUGCUGCGACAACAACAAGAGCUUUUCGCCAAAGCGCGUGAAGAGCAAGCACGUGAGGAACAACAACAAUGGAUUAAUAUGCAAGCAACGGCCGUUCAACAAAGCGCUGAGCUAAUGCAUCGCCAAAUGAAAUCUCAGUCUAGCACCAGCGGUGGAGGUUUAGAAGAUGAAGAUGAUGAUGAUGAGGACUAUUAAUUAAUUAGUGUAAUUUUAGGAAAACCUUUGUUAAGAAUAUUUCGUGGAUAUUUAAAAAACAUACACACCAAUAUUUGUAAUAUAAAAAUAAAUUAAUUAAUAUAAACAU
This is a messenger RNA of Ceratitis capitata (Mediterranean fruit fly), 940 nucleotides long. RefSeq names its product protein Dr1 (gene NC2beta). Gene Ontology annotation, biological process: RNA polymerase II preinitiation complex assembly; negative regulation of transcription by RNA polymerase II; chromatin remodeling. The transcript has a single exon. NCBI's taxonomy places the organism in Eukaryota, Metazoa, Arthropoda, Insecta, Diptera, Tephritidae. Bases 265 to 831 code for a protein of 188 amino acids. Gene Ontology annotation, molecular function: core promoter sequence-specific DNA binding; protein heterodimerization activity; TBP-class protein binding. Gene Ontology annotation, cellular component: negative cofactor 2 complex. The record is from RefSeq and is a predicted model, not a curated record.